AUGGAUCGAGUAAUUGCAAAAGUAGAAACAACAAAGAAAAAGCUUCAAGCCAUAGAAGAUAGGCUUCAGAGUAUCUAUGACAACUUGGCGGGCAGAAGCCCUUCUUUCCCACAUUCCAUAGCCUACCUACUCUUGAUGUAUCUUCUUCACCACCAGAUUGUUCCAAACGUUUUUUUCAUGGCCUCGAGUGUGGCUAACAAGGUCCCUACUCUGAGACCUAAGCCCAGAUUGUCAGCUGAAACCAAACAGAAAAAUAUCAAGUCCUCCUCUACAUCAUCCUCAAACCCACACACAGACUCCCUAAUGAUGACAUUAAGGUGUCCCAUGCCUCUACAGAUGCAAGAGCUAGCUGAGACCGAUCAAAGUGACGACGACUCUUCCACUUCCUCAAAUAUACAAGAAGCAAUAGAAGCAGACCAAAGUUCAAGUGAUUUUAACUCUACCAAUCACUUCUCAUCUGAUGAAUCUGAAGCUGAAAGCAUCACUUCUAGCUACUCAAAAAAUGAACAUACCCAGGUUGCUGACAUCACAUCCAUUUUAAUGGCCACUCAAGGAGAAACCAGUCAACAAAGGACAGAAGAUAGUGAUUUGAGAUAG
This is a messenger RNA of Oldenlandia corymbosa var. corymbosa, 597 nucleotides long. Lineage: Eukaryota; Viridiplantae; Streptophyta; Magnoliopsida; Gentianales; Rubiaceae. The record is from the annotation of a GenBank genome assembly.